Messenger RNA from Aureobasidium pullulans EXF-150, 1972 nucleotides. Its product is annotated as D-hydantoinase. The record is from RefSeq and is a predicted model, not a curated record. The coding region runs from base 275 to 1792 and encodes 505 amino acids. Gene Ontology annotation, molecular function: hydrolase activity, acting on carbon-nitrogen (but not peptide) bonds. Gene Ontology annotation, cellular component: cytoplasm. Lineage: Eukaryota; Fungi; Ascomycota; Dothideomycetes; Dothideales; Saccotheciaceae. The transcript is spliced from 2 exons.
CAGCUUGCCUGCCUAUCUCGGAAGUUUCGGCCAAAUGUAUCUCACGCCUAUCUGUGGUUGAUAGGAAGGGACAGCCUCAGGGUACGGACCUCCGAUGCUCAUGUUAGAUUUUUACCAGAGUUUGUAAAGGUAGAAGACAUAUCCUUCUUCUACGACGUGUUUAUCUUGUGCGACGACGAAGGAGAAUCAAACCGUCAACAUCCCUUGAUCCGCGACUCAAGGCAGGGACUCGACGCCAGGAAGAGGCUUCAUCACGUGAACUAGACCUUCGAACAUGGAGUUUGAUCUCAUUGUCAAGAAUGGUCAAAUUGUCACAGCCAGCGAGGUCCUCCCUCUAGGCCUAGAAAUCGGAGUCAAAGACGGCAAGAUCUCCUGCAUAGGAACAUCCUUACCCGCUUCAUCCUCAACAAAAGUCAUAGAUGCAGAAGGAGCCUACAUCACUCCUGGUGGCAUCGACUCCCACGUCCAUCUCGCCCAAGCAAACUCUCCCACCGGCGAUGACUGGGAAACUGGCUCUAGAAGUGCAAUCGCCGGCGGUACGACCACAAUCAUCGCUUUCGCCAGUCAAGAGCGCCAUGAGGAGUCUCUGAUGCCAGUGCUGGCAGACUAUCACUCCAAAUCCAGAGGUCAAAGCUACUGCGAUUAUGGCUUCCAUUUCAUCUUGACCAACCCGACAAAGGAGAUCUUGCAAAAAGAACUUCCGGUGUUGGCGCAACAGGAGGGAAUUACCAGUGUAAAGCUUUACAUGACUUAUGAGCCGAUGAAGUUGAAUGAUCGAGAAUUGCUUGAGAUCAUGAUGGCCUGCCGGAAGCUAGGCAUGACGACAAUGAUCCACGCAGAGAACUCCGAUAUGAUUGCUUUGAUCAUUGAGGGCUUGGAAGCGAAUGGCAACACGGAGCCAUUCUUCCACUCCAUCGCCAGACCUAGGAUUGCCGAGGAUGAAGCUUCAUACCGAGCCAUUUCGCUCGCUGAACUUGUCGACGCGCCGAUCUUGAUCGUGCACAUGUCUUCUGAGACUGCGAUGGGGCAUGUAAGAAAAGCACAAACGAGGCUUUUGCCCAUUCAUGCAGAAACUUGCCCUCAUUAUCUGUUCUUGCUGUCCGAAGAGAUCAAAUCAAAACCGCAUGAUCAUUUCUCUGGAGCCAAGCAUGUUUGCUCACCACCACUGAGACAUCACACUGAGGAUUUGGAAGCUCUUUGGCGUGGGGUCGCAAACGGCACAUUCACAGUCUUUUCAUCUGAUCACGCACCUUCCAAGUACGAUCAUCCUGGAGGCAAGAAAUUGGGUGUCGUCGACGGUAUUCCCAGAUUCGCGAAAAUUCCAAAUGGUCUGCCGGGCGUUGAGACACGCAUGUCAUUGCUCUUCAGCCAAAGUGAAGGAUGUCUCCCUCCCAAUCAAGCACGCCUGGGAUUGCCGAGAUUCGUGCAGCUUACAUCAGCGAAUGCAGCCAAGAUGUACGGACUGGGUGGAGUCAAGGGCAGUAUCGCUCCUGGUUAUGAUGCCGAUCUUGUCAUCUGGCAUGCUGAGAGCAAAGGCGAAUGCGUGAUCAGUCAGGAUAUGCUGCAUCAUGGAGUUGAUUACACACCCUUCGAAGGCGUGAAAGUCCGCAACUGGCCGAGGUAUACCAUCUUGAGAGGCAAGGUUGUUUGGAACAAAGAUGAUGGACGCGUGGUAGGAGAGAUGGAAUACGGACAAUAUCUCAAGCGAGGAAAGGGCGAGGUAGUUGUUGGAAAGACUGGUGGUAGAGUCCAUGGUAUGUUGGAGGACGAAAGAAAGUUUUGGAUGCAGUGAGCUACGUUGGUCAUCCGAAUGCCAGCAGAGUACGCCUGCUUGGAUGAGAGUCUUUAUCGUGAUGAUCAGUUGAUCAAGCCUCCAUCCAUUUUUUUCCACUCAGUUGCUCGUAACGUGCUUUGAGUUCCUCCCCCGAACGGACGUCCUCGUAGCCUUCGGGCAUAACUUCAGACCAGUCAG